Lolium perenne is the source of this 1103-nucleotide messenger RNA. NCBI's taxonomy places the organism in Eukaryota, Viridiplantae, Streptophyta, Magnoliopsida, Poales, Poaceae. The record is from RefSeq and is a predicted model, not a curated record.
AAUGCCUACAUAUAUUGCAUGCGUUCAUGUGAUCAUCUGCUUAACAGAGCUGGCGAUAAGGUAUAUAUGGAUAAAACAUACGUCUCCAAUAUGCUGAAGAAAGACGUAAAAAUAUAUCGCCAUAUCAUAGAGCAGGCAUAUAUUUAUCUAAAGCAUGACAUGAUCUUCCUACCGAUAAAUAUCAGUAAGACCCACUGGUAUUUAGCGGUCAUCAAUGCGAAGAAACGCUUGAUACAAGUAUUAGACUCACUUGGUCCUGGAAUGGGUAGAACUGACCUCACGUUUAUGCCCCGAGGACUUGAGAAGCACUUAAAGACUGCAUCCCAAAGAAGGGGAUUUGACAAAGGUGAAAAGUGGCACGAUCUCGAUGUCACGACAUGGCCAAUAGUAGAGCAUAUCCGAAAACCACCGCAGACUGAUGGCGCAUCGUGCGGGUUGUUCAUGUUAAAUUUUAUGGAAUAUUGGACAGGCGAUAUGCUUUCUGACUGCAUCACUCAAGAGGAUAUGAAAGCAUUCCGAAGAAAAUUAAUUGUCAUAUUGCAUGAUUCGGAACUAAAUAAAAUAAGAGGCAAUUCGAUAUAUAAUCAAUCUAAAGAUCAAGAAAAUGGAUCCGAUUCUGAUAUUACGGAAUCGCCAAGUCUAGGUAAAGAACACCAAGGAGAUGUAGCCAAAGAAAAUAUCCAGCUUCGUAUUUGCACCUUGUCCACCAAACCACAUGAGUUUGUUGACGAGAUAUGCAAAUACAUCAUGUCCAUUGACGAUGAAACCUGUUUGAAAAAAGAAUGGGUGCGAAGCUCCACACCUUAUCCACUAGGAUUAACUCUAAAGCAAAUUUAGGACAUACUCAGGAUGGACAAGCCAAUGGACAAGGAUUGUUUUAACAUGGCUGUGUGCAUAGUGGCAUGUGAUGAGAUACAAUUUUUGAUAGAGCCUCCCGUGCAUAACAUGGACUUAAGAUUUUGUGUAAGUUAUUAUAUUCGCAUAUUUAUUGUCACUGUUAUGGUUCUAAACCUUUUAUUUCAUCUCACUCGGCGAUACUCGAUGGUAGAAAACAUCCACUUUGGCGUGUCAAGCCAGAUAUUAAGGAGUUGGCAACAUUUUUA